UGCACUUCAAACAAGUAAGCAUGUCGUCCUCCAUAUCCUCAUCUCAACAGAGCUUUCUAGCCAACGUUCUCACCCCACCCCACAAACCCAAAACCAAGAUUCUCAUUAAUAACACUUUCAUCUCAUGCAAAAGAAUUGAUGAAACGCCCAGAAAGGAUGAGAACAAAUUGGCAAAGUUGGCAAUGGUGACACUGGCAGCUGGGGUGUUGACAUUGGGCUCAGUUCAUGAUGCAUCAGCUGCCAAAUCUGGUGGAAGAGUUGGAGGCCAGGCGUUUCGGUCUUCGACUCCUCGGUCUUCGUCCCCUAGGAUCAAUAACAAUUCAAGGACCAAUAUAUACAUCAAUCCUCCAGUAGCACCACCUCUAGUUGGUGGCUAUGGAUAUGGCUAUGGAGUACCGUUCUUCGGAGGCUGGGGUUGGUCUCCAUUUUCAUUUUUCGCCCCAGGUCCUGGUGUUGUCAUUGGCAUGGGUGGCGGGUUCCAACUUUUUGCUUUCUUUGUGUUUCUUGGUGCUGUUGCUGCUGUUGCAAGGAGAUUCACUGGAUCAAGAGACGAAGAAGAAGAUGAUUACUAGCAAAAAACAUUUUAUACAAACUGAUGUUUACAUGCUUCAUACUGUACUGUAUACAAGACAGUGUACUAUGGAAUAGCAUUAUGUAAUAUUGACUCGCCAACACUAUUAAUGUAACAUACGCAAUUCUUGUGA
This is a messenger RNA of Pyrus x bretschneideri (Chinese white pear), 704 nucleotides long. RefSeq lists its product as uncharacterized. The transcript is spliced from 2 exons. NCBI's taxonomy places the organism in Eukaryota, Viridiplantae, Streptophyta, Magnoliopsida, Rosales, Rosaceae. The record is from RefSeq and is a predicted model, not a curated record. The coding region runs from base 21 to 572 and encodes 183 amino acids.